AUGAUAAUUAUUGGUGUACGCGGACUUGAUGCGUUCCACCGCGUCCGUAACACCCGGCGCCUCAAGUUCGACAAAAUCACAGAGAGGCUGCUCAAUGAUUCGCUGUAUGCGCAGCUCCUCAUGAAGAUACCUGUCGACAGGAUGUCGUCAGUCCGAGGGCCGCUCUAUGAUGCUAGCCGGGACAUCGUAUGGGAGAAGUACGGGCUCAAGGCCAUAGAACAUGAUGGUGCUGAGCUGAAGAAGGCGGUACGCGUCUUACUCUCUGGCAAUCGGUUCAUCUGUCCGGGCAAGCUCUCGAACGGAAAGUACACGGAUUUCAAGGCCGACCUACCGUUCUGCGCCCCGGCGAUCAUUGAGAUCGCGAGCACCCUAUUCUUCUGUCCCGACGCUGUCACGCCUCUUGCAGACGAGUUCUUUACGUCGUCGAUCAAGACUGGUGUUGAGGCGACUCAACGCGAGAUACCCGAAGUCAUGGCAGCAUUGCUGGCCACCAUAGCAGGUGCAGCCAUACACGAGGGACUGCAUGGCGUCCGCGCCACGUUACGAAAGAAUGGCGGCUUUAAUGCGGACACGCAAGUGCCGCUUUAUGCGGUACACCUUCAAACGCUCAAGGAACUCUCAGCUAUCGGACGCCACAAGAUCCUCGGCUACCUCUUCAAGACUGCGAAGGUUUACCAUGUCCAGGCGAUGGCUGACAAAACCAAGGCUAACACGCUCGUUAAUCCCGCGACCGCGGGGAUGAGUAUCAUUCUGUAG
This is a messenger RNA of Rhodofomes roseus, 756 nucleotides long. RefSeq lists its product as uncharacterized. The coding region runs from base 1 to 756 and encodes 251 amino acids. NCBI's taxonomy places the organism in Eukaryota, Fungi, Basidiomycota, Agaricomycetes, Polyporales, Fomitopsidaceae. The record is from RefSeq and is a predicted model, not a curated record. The transcript is spliced from 6 exons.